AUGAGAACCUGUUCCCUCAACGGCCGGAUUUUCUGCUUGAUUAUCGGACUUUUUGCUUGCGCGAUGGAAGCUAAAAACGUCGCACAUCUGGAUGUGUUGUUUGAUCCUACAAGCGGCAAGUUUAAGCGCCAAUUACCCAGCUCUUGGCGUGCAUCUGAUGCUGAAGACAAGACGUUGAAGGUUAGAGACGCCAGGAACGUCUCACCUUUGAAUUUGGAUGAGUUAUUUGAAAAAGGGUCAUUUGACAAGAGGGAGGUUCAGCAGCAAAACGUCUACGCUGCUGAAAAAGAGCAAGACGAGCAGCAAACUGGAGAAGCGUGGGAUCCAAUUUGUCUGGACUCUAGACUAGCUUCUAUGAAUGAAAUCAGCAUCUUUACCAGUUAUUUGAGAGAUGACGUGAUCUUGUCACGGAUCAUGUGCGACCCUCUGGAGAAUGUUAUCGUCUUUGCGCCCUCUGAUCGGGCGGUAGAAUCGCUACCCAAGAAGCCUUGGCAAUUUCCUACCGACGUUGAGGCCCUGGAGGCUCAGAAGUCGGACGAAGAAACUAUUGAUCGAGCAGUCAAUAGCAACAUUCAGCAUUUCGUCCAAUCCCAUAUCGCGACCAGUGCUAGUAUCAGAAGAGCUCAAGAUAUGAAAGAUUGCAUGCACGACAUGGUGGUGCUAAGAAGCUUUGCGUUUGAAGGAGAUGAUAACUCUGGUGACAUUAUGCUAAUGAAACAAAAGGGAGAAUACUAUGUGGCCCAUGCAAAUUCCGUUGAUGAAGGUUUUCAAAAAGUUCACGCUAUGGAGCAGGCUCAGAAUGGUAUUGUGUUCACUAUUUGGAGACCUCUCAUUUCAGCUUAG
This is a messenger RNA of Lachancea meyersii CBS 8951, 843 nucleotides long. The record is from the annotation of a GenBank genome assembly. Lineage: Eukaryota; Fungi; Ascomycota; Saccharomycetes; Saccharomycetales; Saccharomycetaceae.